Molecule: messenger RNA, 1495 nt
Organism: Osmerus eperlanus (European smelt)
Lineage: Eukaryota; Metazoa; Chordata; Actinopteri; Osmeriformes; Osmeridae
Gene: colec11
Product: collectin sub-family member 11
Exons: 7
Coding region: 636-1451 (271 amino acids)
Source: RefSeq, a predicted model, not a curated record
UACUCUAGUCGAGUCAUAAACUCGAACACUGUUCGUUACCCAGACAACAACUAGUCAUUCUUCUUGAACGCAAGAAGCAGAGUUCAGAUACCACAAGACCAUGAGAAGUAUAGCUACAGUACCCUAACCUUACACUGUAUGGGAACUUGGCAUAAGGCCUACACAUUAAAAUACAUUAUGGGAAAACGUAAUCAAAAACAGUCUUACAUUUUAUCAUUGCAUCAAGUGCAAGACUUGCAAUUUUGGAGACUCCAAUUCACUUGACUGAAAGCUCAUUUUUAACGCUUGUAUUUUAAUUAGGCUUUAAACGUAUAGUUUAAAGCAUUUCAAAAGUCGACCUAACUUUCUUAUUCCCUUUGAUGUUCAGUUUGUGCUGUUGUUAUCAUCUUGUAUGGUGUCAGUGACCCCAGUGCUUUCCCAUGCAAUUAUCUUCGAGGCCCCAGCUGCUUUUGGGCUUUAUCUGUGAAACUGUUUAUGGGUGGCCUAUCUCACACAUUCUGGGGUUCCUGAGGAGGAAAAUUAGAUUCCUCAGAGAGACCACCAUUGUGCGAGCCCCUCAUGUGGCUAAUUUGGGAAACUCCUUAAACUGAGACUGCUUGCUGAUUUUGGGGACCGGAAAAAUCCACUGUAGCAGGAUGACAGGAGAUGAUCCAAUGCCCUGGGUGCUCCUGACUGUGCUUGGUCUGGCACUUAUGCAGUCAGUUUACAGCCAGCACAUGGCAGACGAACCCUGCAAUGUCCAAAUCCUCGUCCCAGGACUCAAAGGUGAGCCUGGAGAGAAAGGAGAGAAAGGGGCACCUGGAAGACCAGGAAGACUAGGGCCCCUAGGAGAGAUUGGACAGCCUGGUCUAAAAGGACAGAAGGGCACCUUGGGACGCUACGGUAAAAUGGGCCCAAGCGGAUUCAAAGGGGUAAAGGGAGACAUGGGAGAUCCUGGGCCAAAAGGCCCUGAUGGCGAUCCAGGUUCACAAUGUGAGUUCUCCCCCCUGAGAAAGAUGUUUGGCGAGAUGGACAUCCUUGUAGCUCAGUUAUCCAAUGAGCUCAAGUUCAUAAAAAAUGCUGUUGCCGGCAUUAAAGAGACAGACAGCAAGGUGUAUCUGCUGGUCAAAGAGGAGAAGCGUUACACAGAUGCAGAGGCCUAUUGUCAGGGCAGAGGUGGACACCUAGCCAUGCCCAAGGAUGAGGGCGCUAACAUGGCCAUCGCGGGCUACAUCACGGAGGCGGGCCUGAGCAGGGUGUACAUCGGUAUCAACGACAUGGACCGCGAGGGUCACUUUACCUAUGUGGAUCGGUCACCCAUGAGCACGUUCAUUAAAUGGCGAGAAGGGGAACCCAAUGAUGCCUACGAGGAUGAGGACUGUGCUGAGAUGGUGGCCGCAGGGGAGUGGACAGACGUGUCCUGCAAUCCCACCAUGUAUUUUGUGUGUGAGUUUGACAAGGACACUGUCUGAAUGUGGAAAGAGGUGAAACGAGGAGGGUAUUGAUUUGAGUUGCC